CAUAUUUGAAAGGCGGGGGCUGGCGCGGAAAACGAAGGUUGCAUCUUGGAUCCUUGCGGAGUACUCAUACUGGCGACUGAGUCCUGGACCUGGGAAGGAAGCGACCUCUGGGGCAAUAAGGCCUGAGGGACUCGUAAACGUGUGUACGUGCCAAGCCCUCCAACGCCAUGAGGAGCUUCAAAGGAAUCAACUUUGGGACCUUGCUAAGCAACCCGAAGGAGGCUGAAGAAUUGCUGCCUGACUUCAAGGAGUUUCUGUCCAAGCUUCCAACUGGUUCACCUGGCUGCCGAUCUGAUGCCGAGAGGAGACAAGCUUGUGAUGCCAUCUUGAGGGCUUGCAACCAGCAGCUGAUGGCCAAGCUGGCUUGCCCUCAGCACCUGGGGAGCCUGCUGGAACUGGCAGAGUUGGCUUGCAAUGGCUACUUGGUGUUCACCCCUCAGCGCUCACCUCUCUACCUGGAACGAAUUCUCUUCAUCUUUCUGCGGAACAUUGCCACACAGGGAAUCCCAGACGCCACACUCCGAUUCGCUCAGCCCCUACAUGCCUGUUUGGUGCAGUGCUCCCGCCAAGCUGCUCCCCAGGACUACGAGGCUGUGGCUCGGGGCAGCUUUUCUCUGCUUUGGAAGGUGGCAGAAGCCCUGGAGGAACGGCAAGCUGCACUUUCAGCUCGGCUGAAGGCCUUGAGCUUUCUAGUGCUCUUAGAGGAUGAAAGUACCCCUUGUGAGGUUCCCCACUUUGCUUCUCCAACAGCUUGUCGAGUGGUGGCUGCCCAUCAGCUAUUCGAUGCCACUGGGCAUGGUCUGAAUGAAGCAGAUGCUGAUUUCCUCGGUGACCUGCUCUCCACACAUGUGAUCAAAGCCUUGGUGGGCGAGGGAGGGUGUUCUCCUGGUGCUCUUUCUCCCCAGAGGGCCCUCUGUCUCUUGGAACUCACCCUGGAACACUGCCGUCGCCUCUCCUGGAGCUGCCACCAUACUAGGGCCACCAGGGUAGUGGAGAAGGCCCAUGAUUACCUAAGGAACACCAGUCUGACCACCAGCCUCCAGUUAUGCCAGCUUGGAGUUCAACUGCUACAGAUUGGGGAGGGAGGAUCUCAGGCACUGGCCAAGCUUCUGAUCAAGGCAUCGGCUCUCCUGAACGACAGUGUGGAGGCACCGUCACCCCCACUGCGGGCUUUGUAUGACAGCUGCCAGUUCUUCCUCUCUGGCCUGGAGCGAGGCAUCAAGAGGCGCUACAGACCUGAUGCUGUUCUGGGCCUCUUUGCUUUUCUCAGAGGCUACUUCUCCCUCCUCCGGCAGCUGCAGGAUGGGGUCUGUGGGGACGCCUCCCAGCAGCAGCAGUCUUUAGUUCAGAUGCAUUUUCAGGGACUUCACCUCUACACUGCGGUGGUUUAUGACUUUGCACAAGGCUGUCAGGUAGCUGAUAGGGCCGACCUGGCCCAGCUAGUGGAAAGUUGCAAAUCUACUGUGGUCUGGAUGCUGGAGGCCUUAAAGGGCCUGUCAGGCCAAGAGCUGACUGACUAUCUGGGCAUGACCGCCUCUUACACCAGUAACUUGGCCUACAGCUUCUACAGUCAUAAGCUGUACGCCGAGGCCUGUGCCAUCUCUGAGCCCUUCUGUCAGCACCUGGGCUUGGCGAAGCCAGCCACCUAUCCCAAGGUGCCUCCUGAGAAGUUGCACCGGUGCUUCCGGCUACACGGAGAGAGUUUGAAGAAACUGGGUAAACAGGCCCAGGGCUGCAAGAUGGUAAGUUUAUGGCUGACAGCCCUACAGCCCUGUGGCUCCCAGCACAUGGCUGAGCCAGUCACCUUCUGGGUUCGGGUCAAGAUGGACGCAGCCAAAGCAGGAGACAAGGAGCUGCAGCUGAGGACUCUUCGAGACAGCCUGAGCGGCUGGGACCCAGAGACCCUGGUGUUCCUGCUGAGGGAGGAGCUGCAGGCCUAUAAGGCUGUGCGAGCAGACACGGGACAGGAGCGGUUCAAUGUCAUCUGUGACCUGUUGGAACUGAGCCCUGAGGAGACACCAGUGGGAGCCUGGGCUCGAGCCACCCACCUGGUGGAACUCGCUCAGGUGCUCUGCUACCACGACUUUGCCCAGCAGACCAACUGCUCAGCCCUGGAUGCUGUCCAGGAAGCCCUGCAGCUUCUGGAGUCUGUGAGGCCUGAGCCCCAGGCCAAGGAUCAGCUUCUGGAUGAUAAGGCCCAGGCCUUGCUAUGGCUCUACAUCUGUACUCUGGAGGCCAAGAUGCAGGAAGGUAUCGAGCGGGAUCGGAGAGCCCAGGCCCCUAAUCACCUGGAGGAAUUUGAAGUCAAUGACCUGAACUAUGAAGAUAAACUGCAGGAAGAUCGCUUCCUGUACAGUAACAUCGCCUUCAACCUCGCAGCCGACGCUACUCAGUCCAAAUGCCUGGACCAAGCCCUGGCCCUUUGGAAGGAGGUGCUUACUAAGACACAGGCGCCCGCCGUCCGGUGUCUCCAGCAGACAGUGACCUCCCUGCAGACCCUAGCAGCCCUCUAUCAGCUGUCGGCAAAGCCCCUGCAGGCUCUAGAGGUCCUCCUGCUUGUACGGAUCGUCUCCCAGAGAUUGGAGGACCAUGCGAAGGCCACUGCUGCCUCCUGCCACACCGCCCAGCUGCUGCUGACCCUUGGCUGUCCCCACUAUGCCCAGCUACACCUUGAAGAGGCAGACUCAAGCCUGAAACUUCUCGAUCACACCACUGACACGUACCUGCUCCUUUCACUGACCUGUGACCUACUUCGAAGUCAACUAUACUGUGUUCACCAGAAGGUGACUGAGGGUGCCUCUCUGUUGCUGUCUGUGCUUCGGGACCCUACCCUCCAGCGGUCAUCCAAGGCCUGGUAUUUGCUUCGUGUCCAGGCCCUGCAACUGGUGGCAUUCUACCUUAGCCUCUCGUCAGACAGCCUCUCAGCCUCCCUGAGGGAGCAGCUCUGUGCCCAAGGCUGGCAGACACCAGAGAUCGCCCUCAUCGACUCCCAUAAGCUCCUCCGAAGCAUUAUCCUCCUCCUCAUGGGCAGUGAUGUGCUCUCAAUUCAGAAGGCAGCUGUGGAGACGCCAUUUCUGGACUCUGGUGAAAAUCUGGUACAAAAAUGGCAGGUUCUGACAGAGGUGCUGAGCUGCUCAGAGAAGCUGGUCUCCCACCUGGGCCGUCUGGGCAGUGUGAGCGAAGCCAAGGCCUUUUGCUUGGAGGCCCUGAAACUCACGACGAAGCUGCAGCUGCCACGCCAGUGUACUCUGUUCCUGGUGCUGAAAGCGGAACUGGAGCUGGCGCGAAAUGACAUUGACCUCUGCCAGUCGGACCUGCAGCAAGUUCUGUUCCUGCUCGAGUCUUGCACAGAGUUUGGUGGACCAGCCCAGGGCCUGGACUCUGUGAAGAAGGUCCAUCUGCAGAAGGGCAAGCAGUGGGCCCGGGUCCAUCGUCCACGGGAGCUUCCAGAAGAGGAGCCCUUCCUAAGAGGCCCAGCUCUGGAGUUGGUAGCCACUGUACCCAAGGAGCCUGGCCCUAUAGCCCCUUCCACUAACUCUUCCCCUCAACUGAAAAUGAAGCCCCAGCCCAGCCCCGGCUUCCUGACACACCUGCCCACGUGUGACUGCAUGCUGUGUGCCAGCCCCAUCCUCUCCGCAGUCUGUCUGCGCUGGGCAUUGGUCACAGCAGGGGUGAAGCUGGCCACAGGCCAUGAGGCCCAGGGUCUGGAUCUGCUGCAGGUCGUGCUGGAGGGUUGCCCUGCAGCCACUGAUCGCCUCACCCGAGCUCUACAAACUUCCUUGAAUCACAUGGCGCACCUCUCCCCUGCCCCGAGGAUCCUGGAUGAGAUCUUGGCUCAGGCCUACACACAGCUGGCCCUGGAGGGCCUGAGCCAGCCAUCAAACAAGAGCCUGGGGAAGGUCCUGGAGUCAGGGCUGAAGUUUGUGGCAGCGCGGGUCCCCUACCUGGAGCCCUGGAGAGCCAGCCUGCUCUUGAUUCGGGCCCUGGCAAAGCUGGCUGGCCUCGGUUCCUGCACUGCCCAACUCUUUGCAAGCUCCUGGGGCUGGCAGCCACCACCUGUAAAACCCUCCCCAGGCUCAGAGCCUUCAAAGCCUCGGAGCCAGAAACAUUCUGGAAGAGGGCGUCAACGGGCAGCCUCUUCUUCUACCCCAUCCCUCCAUAAUACCUCUCUGAAAGGUCUGGAAGGUGGAGGACUGCCCUGUACACCUAAGCCCCCAGGCCAGGUCAGGCCAGCAGGCCCUCGUGUCCCUUUCACUGUGUUUGAGGAAAUCCUCACUACAAAGCCUGAGGCUGAGGUUCCCAAGGCCCCAAGGGUACAACAGAGGGUCCAGACGCGCCUCAAGGUGAACUUCAGUGAUGACAGUGACUUGGAAGACCCUAUCUCAGUUGAGGCACGACUUGCAGAGGAGUCCAAGAGACGCAGCACUGCUUCCCGGAGCCGGGGCCGGGCGAGGAAAGGCUCAGGCUCGAAGACUGUUUCGGUGGCAGCCCCAGAUAGUGGCUCCAGGCAACCUGGCUUCGGUGGCCGGAGCCGGAGGGCCAAGAAAGUGACAUCAGUACAUUGUGAGGAGCUGGGCUCUGAGAUCAUGAGGACCAUCCCCGAGGAGGAAAUGACUGAUGAUGAGAUGGAAAUGAGCUUUGAGAUCCUCAGGGGCUCUGACGAUGAAGACUCCACCUCCGGUGGGAAGGCACCAGCUCCAGGACCUGGUACUGCCAUAGGAGAAUGUGAGGUGUUGAGACGUGAUUCCAGCAAAGAGGAGCUGCCCAUCCCAUGCCCAGAAAAGGAGAGAGACAAGGACCUUGGUCCUCGGGUCCGACUCCCCUCAGCCCCUGCAUCCAUUGGUCUGUCUACCCUGAAUUCCAUCUUGGACUUACUGACCACUGCUUUCCGUGGCGUUAGUCACUGCCCUCCUAGUGGGCUCUAUGCUCACCUCUGCCGCUUCCUGGCUUUGUGCUUGGGCCAACGGGAUCCCUAUGCUACUGCCUGCCUUGUCACUGAGUCUGUGUCCAUCACCUGUCGCCACCAGCUGCUCACCCACCUCCACAGGCAGCUCAGGAAGGCCCAGAAGCACCAGGGAUCACUCAAAAUGGCAGACCAGCUGCAGAGGCUAAGCCUUCAGGAGAGACCUGGAGAUGUCCCCCUGGCCCGCAUCCAGCACCUCUUUUCCUUCCAGGCUGCAGGAUCUGCUCCAUUCCCUGAGCUGGAGAAGGAGAGUUUCCAGGAGCGCCUAGCUCUGAUCCCCAGUGGAGUAACCGUGUGUGUGUUGGCUCUGGCGACGCUCCAGCCUGGAACUGUGGGCGACACCCUCCUGCUGACCCGGCUGGAAAAAGACAGUCCCCCAGUCACUGUGCAGAUCCCCACUGCCCAGAACAAGCUUCCUCUGAGUUCAGCCCUGAAAGAGUUUGACGCCAUCCAGAAGGAGCAGAAAGAGAACAGCAGCUGUACCGACAAGCGAGAGUGGUGGACAGGGCGGCUAGAACUGGACCAUAGGAUGGAGGUUCUCAUCACUUCCCUAGAGAAACAUGUGUUGGGCUGCUGGCGGGGACUGUUGCUGCCAUCCAGUGAGGACCCUGGCCCUGCCCAGGAGGCAUCCCGCCUCCAACAGCUGCUACAGGAAUGUGGUUGGAAAUAUCCCGACCCAACUCUGCUGAAAAUCGUGCUAAGUGGCACCAGUACCCUCACUGCUCAGGACAUUCAGACCCUGGCCUAUGGGCUGUGCCCAGCGAGGCCAGAACGAGCCCAGGAGCUUCUGAGUGAGGCAGCAGGACGUCUGCAGGGUCAGAUAGUCCCAAGCAAUAGGCACCUUGUCUUAGUGCUGGACAAGGACCUGCAAAAGCUGCCUUGGGAGAACAUGCCCAGCCUCCGAGCACUGCCUGUCACUCGGCUGCCCUCCUUCCGCUUCCUGCUCAGUUACUCCAUCACUAAAGAGUCUGGGGCCUCAUCGGUGCUAAGCCAAGGGGUAGAUCCACGCAAUACCUUCUAUGUCCUGAACCCGCACAAUAACCUGUCAAGCACAGAGGAGCAAUUUCGAGCCCAUUUUAGCAGUGAAGCUGGAUGGAAAGGAGUGGUUGGAGAAGUGCCAACUCCAGAACAAGCUCAGGCAGCAUUGACGGAACAUGAUUUAUAUAUCUAUGCAGGGCACGGGGCUGGAGCCCGCUUCCUGGAUGGACAGGCCGUCCUCCGGCUGAGCUGCCGGGCGGUGGCCUUGCUCUUCGGCUGCAGCAGCGCAGCCCUGGCUGUGCAUGGGAGGCUGGAAGGGGCUGGCAUCGUGCUCAAGUAUAUCAUGGCUGGCUGUCCCCUGUUUCUGGGUAACCUCUGGGAUGUGACUGACCGUGACAUCGACCGGUACACAGAGGCCCUGCUACAGGGCUGGCUUGGAGCGGGCCCAGGAGCCCCCCUUCUCUACUACAUCAACCAGGCCCGCCAGGCUCCCCGACUGAAGUACCUUAUUGGGGCCGCACCUGUGGCAUAUGGCUUGCCUGUCUGCCUGCGAUGACCUCUUAAAGCUGUCCUAGCGCCAAUGGAAGCCAUGUGACUGUUCUACCUCCUAUUGGAUUUAACCCUUAGGAUAAAUAUUUUAAGUGAUUUUUCCCAGUGUUUUAUAUGAAGGCUUUCCCUUUGAUUUAACCUUGAUAUAAUAAAGAUGUACUUAAACCCA
Messenger RNA from Mustela lutreola (European mink), 6659 nucleotides. It is a transcript of the gene ESPL1, whose product is annotated as extra spindle pole bodies like 1, separase. Gene Ontology annotation, molecular function: cysteine-type endopeptidase activity. The transcript has 31 exons. Gene Ontology annotation, cellular component: mitotic spindle; centrosome; cytoplasm. Gene Ontology annotation, biological process: meiotic chromosome separation; proteolysis. The coding region runs from base 168 to 6497 and encodes 2109 amino acids. The record is from RefSeq and is a predicted model, not a curated record. Lineage: Eukaryota; Metazoa; Chordata; Mammalia; Carnivora; Mustelidae.